Pongo pygmaeus (Bornean orangutan) is the source of this 1708-nucleotide messenger RNA. RefSeq names its product putative protein C3P1. The record is from RefSeq and is a predicted model, not a curated record. The transcript is spliced from 10 exons. Gene Ontology annotation, molecular function: endopeptidase inhibitor activity. Lineage: Eukaryota; Metazoa; Chordata; Mammalia; Primates; Hominidae.
UCAGCUUCCUUGUCAGAAUCUCACCAUGUGAGUUCAAUACGAGGCUUCAGAAAGGGCACAGAUAAGGCACUAGGCAUAGAAUCUACCACAGAGUAAUCACUAAAUAGUGGCAAGGUGUGCAUAGUAUCAAGGUGAAUGGGUCCCAGCUUCUUAGGUCCUGCCCAACCCUCCUCUUUCCCUCUGACUCUGGCCCACAGUGAACAAGUUUAAGAUAGAGCUGGAGAAAAAGUGCUGUGAGGCUGGGCUCCAGGAGAGCCCAGUGGGGCUGUCCUGUGAGGAGAGGACCUGGCAUGUCCGCCAUGGUCCAGCCUGUGUGGCUGCUUUCCUGGACUGCUGCCAUCUGUCUGAGACCCUGACUCGGGAGGCUCGAGAGGAUCAACUGCGUCUGGGGACAAGUGAGGGGACCACGGCAGGAGAUGCAGGGUGGGGGGCUUCAUGGAGGGAUAUAGAGUGACAUGGGACAGGUUAAGGGGUGAUAUGGGCCAUGGAGGGUUGGAGAGGAGGACUCCACAAGGAGUCUGGUGGAACAAGGAAGAAACAUGAAGGAGACUCCACCUCACACCUGCUCCCUCCAGCGGAUGAAGAGGCGGACUUCGAUGACCUCUUCUUGGAUGACAUGCCUGUACGGACCUUGUUCCCCGAGAGUUGGCUGUGAAGGAAGUUCACUCUGCCAAAGAGUGAAUCGGGCAUCUCCCAUUACCCCAUCUCUGUGACGGUGCCAGAUUCCAUCACCACGUGGCAGUUUGUGGCGGUCAGCCUCAAGGCUGGACAAGGUCUCUGUGUCUCGGACCCCUUUGAGCUGACAGUUAUGAAAUCGUUCUUUGUGGACCUUAAGUUGCCCUCCUCCGUGAUCAGGAAUGAGCAGGUCCAGAUCCAAGCCGUGUUGUACAAUUUCAGGGAUCGCCAGGCCAAGGUCCGAGUGGAGUUCCCCCACAAGGAGACGCUGUGCAGUGCGUCAAAGCCAGGAGCACCAUCCCACCAGGCAGGGGGUCAGAUCCAGCAAACGUCCUAUAGCAUCGUCCUGGAACCCCAAGGUCAGACCCAGACAAAACUGGUGCCAAGACAGGAGUUCUUGAACAUGGUACCCGACACGGAGGCAGAAGUGUUUAUCAGCGUUCAAGGCUACACUCGGAUGCUGACCCACCAGAGUGCAGAUGGCACCUACCACACCUUCAAGGGGAACCCAGGAAGCACUUGGCUCACAAGCUAUGUGUUCCAUGUCUUUGCCCUGGACUACUCUAUGAUGAGGACCCAAGUACUUAGCCUGUCCUCUCUCUGUGACAUGGCCAACUGGAUAAUCAUCGACAGGCAGGCAGAGGAUGGGCACUUCCUGGAGAAGGGCCCUGUGGUCAUGACAUCCAUGCAGGGUGGCUACCAACGCUCCAAGGAGGAUGUAUCCCUCACAGCUCUUGUCCUGAUAGCCCUGAAUGAGGGAAAGGAGUUGUGCAGACAGAAGAAUUUGAUGGCCAGCAUUGAGAGAGCCCGUGGCUUCCUGGAGAGAAAACUUCCUGACAUUCAGACAACCUUUGCCGUAGCCAUAGCCUCCUAUGCACUGGCCCUUGCCAACAGCUCCCAAGCCAACGACCGCCUAGACAGCUUUGCCAGCCCUAGUGGGUGUGGGAUGCUUCUUAAUCAACCUCAGUCAUGGAGUGGGGAGGGGGUGAUCUCAAAUCCAGCAAUGUGUCAUUCAUCACUUAGUGUUUCCUGA